AUGGAAUCCAAGAGCCCUUUCGGCAGCUUCAGCGGCGACUCUAGUCCGGUAUUCAUGGACCGCAAACGUGAGCCCCUGUUGCCCUAUUCGGAGAUUGUCCUCGAAAAGGUGCCAGUCAAGCUACGCAAUCCUCUUAGCCACUGCCUCUACAAGCGUGUCAUUCUAUGGACUGCGUUGAGUUUGUUCAUGGCCGCGUUUGUUUUAUUUGGCAAACAUGAUGGCCCUGUGCGAGCUGUUACGCAAGAGCAUACUACUACUGAGAGUGGCUCUUCGCCCAUCACAGCCGAAGGAUCAAGCACCGAGCUCUUUCACGAGGUCCAUGAAGCUAAGUCGGCAAAUAUUGAGGCCCAGCGAAUCAUUGAUAUCACCUCCAAAGAGCAGGACCAGUCACAAAUUCAGGUGACACCGAGCACUGGUGACGCCAAGCAUCUGGACCAGGAGGAAAAUGAUGUCGCCGAGGAAGACGACGAAGAUGAGGAUCAAGAAUUCAUGGACGAUUCCGAUGAAGACGUUGGAUCUCAGCUUCCAUCGCCGAACAAGUCAAACGGCAAGUCAUCUAAAGGCAAUUCUGGCGAUCAGUCCAGCACCGACGACUUUGACUCGGAUGAUGAAGACGAAGACGAAGACGAGCUGGACGAUGAAGAUAUCCCGGAAUAUGACCAAGAUGCCGAAGAAUCGGAGAGGACUCUCCUUCUAGACGGCGAAAACACGGAUCGACUAAGGCAGGAACUGGAAAAUUUGAAGCGAAUGCCUUGGCUUCGUUUUCCUCAUCUCAAUGCCUAUUUUCAUGGCCUUAAAACGCUAGUCAGCAAAUCUCGCCACGAUCCGGAGUGGCCCAGUGCCGAGCGAAGCGGCGCUUUCACGGGCCGAGUUCCUUUGAACAAGAAGGUUCCGAAGCCGGUGCCGUACAGCCCCUACGAAACCUCUGAUAGUAUCAAGACAUGUUAUCUAGACAAGGAGGAUAAGAUUCCGGCGCCGACCUUGUACGCCUACAAUGGUGUCUCCAGACAUAUGCCAGACCCCGCCAUCGGAUCAUAUAGCAUGUUUGGCAUGCGUGACGAUGUAUGCUUUGACCGAUUUGGUCGCUACGGACCGUAUGGUCUUGGCUAUCGUUUAGCUAAGGGUGGAACAAGCGUCGGUAUGAAUACUGAAAGCUCUGGCAGUGAAACUGUCUGGGAGAAGUCUGGUCAAAUUGAUUACACCUCCAUGGACUGGGGCGAUGCCCAGGAAAGGUGCUCGAAACGACACUGGAAUCGCUACCGCCAGAUCGACCCCAACACGGACGAGCUUGAGCCACCAAAUGACUCCAAAAAGGGUCAACAAGCUAUAGUCAUUCGUCUCUACACUGGUUUCAAGUGGACCUAUCUCGCCGUGCUGAACUUCAGAGCUCUGAUUACAGAGGUUUCUCUCAAGUCUGGAGGUGAAUACACUGUGCACUUCUUGAUGCAUGUACGGGACGACGAUGCCCCCAUCUGGUCGGAUGACGCGACCGUGCAAAGAAUCUUGGAUACGAAUGUUCCUCCCGAGUUUCACAACAUGGUUACAUUGUGGAGUGAGGCACAGAUGAGGCUAUUCUAUCCUGGCAAGUUCAGCGCACCAAUUCAGAACCCAAGCGGCGCAGACAUUCACGGUGUAUAUCGCAGCGCCCACCUGCCGCUUCAGGUGUUUUCCCUCCAGCACCAAGAGUACGAACACAUUUGGAACUGGGAGAUGGACAUGCGAUUCCUCGGUAAUUACUAUGAGCUCUUUGAUCGCCUCGGCAAGUGGGCAGAUAAGCAGCCGCGUGCUCGCCUUUGGGAGCGCAGCGCCCGUUACUACAUUCCCGCCCUGCACGGUGACUGGGACAACUUCACUGAGACUGUUGAACGCCAAACUACCGAAGCAGGAAGACAACUCAUCUUUGGGCCCUUGCAAUUUCAUGGCAAGCGACCCCUUCGUCACGAGCAGCGCGGCGAAUCCGUUCUCCCGGCAAGCUGUGCCGUUGGCAAAGACGCAAGCGAGUGUGGCGUUGGUGAGCCCGCGGACCUUAUUACACUCAACCCUCUCUUCGACGCCGACAACUCCGGAUGGGUCUUUGCCUAUGAUACUACAGGCUAUCCAUCGAAUCCGCCGCGGCGGUGUGCCAUUAUCACGGCGUCUCGACUGAGCCGCCGUCUGCUUGGGGCUAUGCACGAAGAAUUGUGGCGUCACCACCACAGCAUGUUUUCCGAAAUGUUUCCUCCGAGCGUGGCACUCCAUCACGGAUUCAAAGCUGCUUAUGCGCCGCACCCUCUGUACGUUGACAGAGCAUGGAGCCCCUUUGCCCUUGACAAAGCCUUCAAUGGCGGGCAGGACCACUCGACGUCUGGGCCGGGUAGCCCGUUUGACGUGAGCAACGAGCACAACCACAAAGGCAUGAGCUGGUACUACAACAGUGAGUUCUCGGGCCUUCUCUGGCGGAGAUGGCUCGGCUACCCGCAGUUGGACGGCCGGGGUCGGAAUGGUGGCGAGGGAAACCGGGGCACGAUGCGGGGAGGGCAGGAAGAGGAGUCGAUGGAGGGAAGCACGGGCCGGAUGUGUCUACGGAGCAUGCUGCUACAUCCUAUCAAGUUUGAGGAUCCGGACGAACGAUAG
Beauveria bassiana ARSEF 2860 is the source of this 2613-nucleotide messenger RNA. RefSeq lists its product as uncharacterized. The coding region runs from base 1 to 2613 and encodes 870 amino acids. Lineage: Eukaryota; Fungi; Ascomycota; Sordariomycetes; Hypocreales; Cordycipitaceae. The record is from RefSeq and is a predicted model, not a curated record. The transcript has 2 exons.